This is a messenger RNA of Closterium sp. Yama58-4, 1038 nucleotides long. The record is from the annotation of a GenBank genome assembly. NCBI's taxonomy places the organism in Eukaryota, Viridiplantae, Streptophyta, Zygnematophyceae, Desmidiales, Closteriaceae.
AUGAUUUUACCCUUGGGAAUCUUGCUUACGAAAUCUCUAGGAACAGCCGGCACGCGGAGUCUCCUCCCCGCGCAUCUUGCCGCUUCUACGCAUCUCGCUCCAGCCACUUCCGCUUCCGCCGCGGAUCUUCGAGCGCGGAGCUUCCAAUCCGCGUCCGCCGCUUCCGCCGCUCCUGCAGCGGCGGCGGAGGAAGCGGAGGAGGUGGUCCGCGCAUGGGGGGUGGAUGACGACGAGGAGGGGCUGAACGCGGGGAGACCCGUGCGCACGGGCGCGAUCGCCGUGAAAUGCGGGAUGACUGCCACGUGGGAUAAAUGGGGGGUCAGGAUCCCUCUAACAGUGCUCUGGAUAGAUGACAACCAAGUCGUGCAGGUGAAAACAAAGGAAAAAGAAGGUUACACCUCCCUCCAAAUCGGGUCCGGGCAGAAAAAACCAAAGCAGCUGACCAAACCGGAGCUGGGGCAUUGCCGGGCAGCAGGGGUGCCCCUGAAGCGAAAACUAGUGGAGUUCCGCGUAUCAGAGGAUUGCAUUCUGCCCGUGGGCACGCCCAUAGACGUGCGGCAUUUUGUUCCCGGGCAGUUUGUGGACGUCACAGGGACCACCGUGGGAAAAGGCUUCCAGGGUCCCAUGAAACGGUGGGGCUUUAAGGGCAUGCCAGCAUCCCACGGAGCAUCACUCUCUCAUCGAAGCCACGGGUCCACAGGAGGCCGGCAGGACCCUGGCAAGGUGUUCAAGAACAAGAAGAUGGCGGGGCAGAUGGGCAACAAGCAGCGCACGGUGCAGAGCGUGUGGGUGUACAAGGUGGAACCGGCCAGAGGGCUGCUUUGGGUCAAGGGGCAGGUUCCCGGCCACAGUGGCAACUUUGUGUUUGUGAAGGACGCAGUGAGGAAGCAUGAUGUGCAGGGGCCAGACGCUCAAGAGUAUGGCGGUUUGCAGUUGCCCUUCCCCACCUUCUACCCUCCUCCCGGGGAGGACUUGGCGUCUUUACCCCCGCUCAUCGCCGAUGCCAGAGAAGUAGACCCCUUCGCAGCCGAAGGAUAG